Molecule: messenger RNA, 4166 nt
Organism: Oryzias latipes (Japanese medaka)
Lineage: Eukaryota; Metazoa; Chordata; Actinopteri; Beloniformes; Adrianichthyidae
Gene: ipo4
Product: importin 4
Biological process (GO): protein import into nucleus
Molecular function (GO): small GTPase binding
Source: RefSeq, a predicted model, not a curated record
UAACGCAACACGCAUGGAACUCUGGAGCCUCUUCCAACUGUCCCGCGUGCCGGCGGCCAAACCGAACUCGAGGCUCGAACCUUACAUUCUCAACAGCCCGGAACCGAAACGAGCAACUGUUUGACCGUUUGUACCCGCGUUUUCACGACCAACGAAGAAAACAUCUCAAACAACUCGGUUACUUACGUACAGAUCGACCGUGCAGCCAAUAAAGGGCGGCUCGUUCGUUACUUUUUUGUCUUUUUUAAAGAGAUUCACUUAACGGGCGCAAAAAAAGAUUCGCUGACAUAAGCCGUAAAGAUGUCGGAGGAACUCGAGCAAAUUCUCCUCCAGCUGACACAGCCGGAUAAUGCUGCUAUACAGCAGGCCACGGCCCAGCUGAAGCAGGCAUGCAAAGAUCCAGCCGUUAUACCAGCCCUGUGUGCUGUCAUAAGCAGCUCCCAAAACCCCCUGAUUCGUCAGACAGCAACUGUGACGUUAAGGCUCAAAGUGAAGAAACACUGGAAGAAGAUCAACCCCAAUGACAGAGAAAGCCUCAAAGCAGUGGUUUUGCAAGCCUUCAUGCAGGAAACCGAUCACACCGUGCAGCAUGCACUCUCCCAGCUGUGUGCAGUUAUGGUCAAACACGAAACACCCGACCGCUGGCCCGCCCUGCUCCAGCUUCUCAAUCAGGCCACCAAGAGCACAAACCCUCAUGACAGACAGGUUGGUCUCUUGCUGUUGAAUAAGGUGAUAGAGUCCAACCCGGAAUCUUUCCAGCCUCACUACUUCCAGCUGCUGCAGCUGCUCAGUACCGUCCUGCAUGACCACAACAACCCCAUAGCGCUGUACUACUGCAUCCUCACCCUCACAGAAAUAACAGCUUUCAUUGGUACUGAAGAAAUGAAGCAAAUGCGGUCCAUCAUCCCAGAUCUGAUUGUUGCUCUCAAACACCUCAUCAAGGCCAACGAGCAACAAGCCACUGAAGCCAUGGAGGUGUUUAUUGAGCUGAUGGAGAUCGAAGUGUCUGUCAUCGUCCCUCAUGUGGCCGGCAUCGUCCACUUUUGCCUCGAGGUGGCCAGUGACACAACACUGAGUGACUCUCUGCGAGUCAAAGCCCUGUCUUGCAUCACCUUCCUGAUCAAACUGAGGAGUAAGUCUGUGUUGAAGCUGAAGCUGCUGACCCCCAUUCUCAAGGCCCUUUUCCCAAUCCUGACUGCAGCCCCCCCACCUGGUGAGCACGACCCUGAAGAUGAGGAGGAUGGCGACAGCGAUGACGCCACAGACAAUGCUAAUCCCAAACACUGUGCUGCUCAGGUGAUUGACACCAUGGCUCUCCACAUGCCUCCAGAGAAACUCUUCCAUCACCUGACACCUCUCACUCAAGCCUGCCUUUCAAGCGAAGACCCUUAUCAAAAGAAGGGGGGUCUCAUGUGUCUCGCUGUGCUGGCUGAGGGAUGUGCCGACCACAUCCGAACCAACAUGCUGUCCUCUGUACUGCAGACAGUCUGCCGGAGUCUCUCAGACAGCAGUCAAGUGGUUCGUAGUGCUGCUCUGUUUGCUCUGGGGCAGUUCUCCGAACACUUGCAGCCUGAAGUAAGUAAAUACUGUUCGGAGUUGAUGCCUUUGCUGUUGGGUUACCUCUCUUCAUUGAAUGAGGCAAAGGUUGGACAUGUGACCAGAGCCUUUUAUGCUCUGGAGAACUUCAUGGAGAAUCUGGGCGCUGAUAUUGAGCCUUACCUGCCUACUUUGAUGGAAACGAUGCUGUCUGCUCUCGGCAAUACCAACAAGCUCAAGAUUAAAGAGCUGGCUGUGUCAGCCAUAGGUGCCAUAGCCAAUGCUGCCAAGGAGUCACUGGUUCCCUAUUUUCCGCCAAUCAUUGAAAGCCUGAAGGGUUUCCUGAUUGCCACCACAGAGGAGAUGAGGUCCCUUCAAACUCAGUCUUUGGAUACUCUGUCUGUUUUGGCGCGCACCAUCGGCAAAGAUGUCUUCAGCCCUCUUGCUGCAGAGUGCAUCCAGCUGGGCAUGAACCUCACUGACAACAUUGAUGACCCUGACCUGAGACGAUGCACGUACAGUCUGUAUUCUUCCGUAGCCACCAUCUGCCCCGAAUCCCUCACUCCCCAUCUGACCGCCAUUACAACCGUGAUGCUGCUCGCCCUGAAGUCCACUGAAGGCAUCACGGCCCACCUCGAAGAGGACAAGAACUUUGUUCUGCUGGAUGACAACGACGACGAUGACACCGAUAAAGGUGCUGAGCACCUCUUGGAAGAUGAACCAGAAAUAGACAUCCUGGAAUCUGCAGGGUUCAGCGUGGAAAACGCGUACAUGGAUGAGAAGGAGGACGCCUGUGACGCGCUGGGAGAGAUCGCUUUCAGCACUGGAGCUGCCUUCCAGCCCUUCUUAGAGUCCAGCUUCCAGCAGGUUUAUGAGAUGAGAGACUUCCCUCACGAGGAUGUCCGCAGGGCAGCGCUGGGGGCAAUGGGGCAGUUUUGUCGAGCUCAGCACAAAGUGUGGACGGAAAAUCCCUCUGAGGCCAACCACCAGGCCCUUCUGAAAUUACUGGAUGUGGUGAUUCCUUGCUUUCUGGAAAUGGUGCGAAAAGACUCUGAGCGCCAUGUUGUGAUGGGGGUUCUGGAAUCCAUGAACAGCAUCAUCAAAUCCUGCAAGGAGGAGGUUUUUAAAAACCCGUCAUACCUGAGAGAGAUCUGCAGCGUCAUUCGGGAGGUUCUCACAAAGAAGACUCCCUGUCAGGGUGGUGAUCUUGAUGACACCGACGAUGAAGACCAACAGGCAGAGUUUGAUGCCAUGCUGCAGGAGUUUGCAGGGGAGGGGAUUCCAUUACUGGCUUCUUCAGUUCCUGCAGACCAAUUUGCUCCUUUCCUCAAUGAUCUGCUGCCUCUCAUCAUGAGCAAAACUAAAUCCUCAUGCACUGUGGCGGACCGGUCUUUUUCAAUCGGCACCAUUGGGGAGAUCCUCCAAGCUCUCGUGAAUGCUCCUGGAGGUCGCGGACUGGCGGGCCGACUGUCCAAUCGUUUGCUUCCUGUCCUGGUAGCGGGGGUGAAGGACAGCGAUGCUGAGGUUCGCAACAACAGCGUGUUUGGCCUGGGAUGCCUGGCUGAAGCGGCUGGACCCAUCGUGGUGUCAGAUUACCCCACCAUGCUGUCUGUGUUUUCCAACCUGCUGGCCAAGGAGUCGGAUCAGAGGGUUAUCGAUAACCUGUGUGCUGCUCUCUGCAGGAUGAUUAUGAGCAACAUUGAUGCUGUUCCUCUGAAGCAGGUGGUGCCUGCUCUGGUUAAGCAUUUGCCUCUCAAAGAGGAUAUGGAGGAGAACAAGACGGUCUUUAAGUGCCUGGUUAUGCUCUACAAACACAGUCCUGACAUGGUUGUGGAGUUGAUGAAACCCAUAGUUGCUGCUUCCAGUUAUGCUGCUGGCCACAAAGAUGUGGAUCAAGAAACACAAAGCAUGUUGGUGGCACUGAUCAGACAGUUUGCCCAGAACCACAGUGCAGACUUCCAGGCAGCAGUGGGCUCCCUUCCCGCGGAGCAGCAGGCCAAACUCUGUGCAGCCGUCAGUGCCUCAUAGCCCCAAAACAGCCUUCCAGCCGUGACGGUGGGAAAGGAAUCGUUCAAGUACAACAUUUUAACAAACAGGAUCUGAGCAGAAAUUCCAUUAAAGUUAUUCCACUCAGCAGUUCUGGAGCUCAGUAUUAUAAUUUAUUUGCUUAUAUGUUCAGUUUUUUGUUGAUAUUUCAUCAUUUUUAAUAGUUAGCAUUCUGUAUUUAGCAUUUGGAGUUUCUGUGAUGUUUGUGGCAUCAGCCACAUUCUGUUGGAAUGAACUUCUAGAUCUACUACAGUGUCCAUCUUUGAAUUCUGUCCCUGUUUGCAGUGUUUUGAUUGACGUCUAACAACUGUUGCUGUGGGUUUUUACUCUGGCUUACUAAAAUAGAAAAACUCUUUAUUUCAGACCAUAUUUUCACUCGGAAAGAAUUAGCUUAGCAACACAUAUACAAACGUCUGUUUAGUUAAACAUAUAGAAAUGCCAAAACAUCAAAUAUAUUAAAGGUUUUAUAAAAGCAGGGCAUAGUUUGAAUGUUUCUGUGACACAUUUUCAAUGGUGUUUCUUUACUUUAUUGUAGAAAAGAAAAAUUUUGUGGAGCCCCUGAAUAAACACAAACUUUAAGCUUG